UUUUUGUAUGCUUUGAUUAAUUUGAUUUCAAGCAUUGAUGUAGUUGCUAAAAUAUUCAGGGAGAAAUUCCGCUUCAAGGAGACUUCUCUGCCGAACAUAUGAUCUUUGGAGUUGAGGAUGCUGACCCAGAUAGGAGAGACAAGUUAAUUGAGCUGCUUGAUAUCGAUCUGCAGUGGCGAAUGCACAAGGUAUCUGAUGGCCAGCGGCGUCGAGUGCAAAUCUGUCUUGGUCUUCUUUAUCCAUAUAAGGUUCUCUUGCUUGAUGAAGUCACUGUUGAUCUGGAUGUUGUGACUCGGAUGGAUUUGUUGGAAUUCUUUAGGGAAGAAUGUGAACAGAGAGAAGCUACAAUAGUAUAUGCAACUCAUAUUUUUGAUGGACUAGAGGCAUGGGCAACUCAUUUGGCAUACAUACAAGAUGGUGAACUGAGAAGAGCAGAAAAGAUAUCAGAUGUCAAUGAGUUGAAAUCUUCCACUAAUCUGCUAUCUGUUGUUGAGGACUGGCUCCGUGCUGAAACAAAAGGUGUAAAGAAGAAACCUGUCCAAAAGAAUUUUGCGAGUUCUCCAUUCUUUUCAUCCAGACACAUGGCGUAUUAUCGAUAGUCUCUUUGGUUGCUUAUAUUUUCAACAUUUGUCCUGGAGUAUUUGGGGGCCGGCCUUGGCUAGGUAUUUUAGAGUAGCUUUUCUAUACGUAGCAAGAGCUAAGUAUAAAACUAAGAAAAGCUACCAUUAAUGCUGAAGACAAGACUUAUGAAAAUAGUAGAAAGGAAUACACUUGUAUAACCUAAAUAUAUCAAAAACUGAUGGUCUAAUAAUUGCCAUCAAAUUUUUUGAGAUGUCAAAGUUUUAUUUACAAGUGCUACUAUAAGUAAAAAUAAUAUUUUUAUUUA
This is a messenger RNA of Vigna umbellata (rice bean), 886 nucleotides long. NCBI's taxonomy places the organism in Eukaryota, Viridiplantae, Streptophyta, Magnoliopsida, Fabales, Fabaceae. The record is from RefSeq and is a predicted model, not a curated record.